UUCUUCCCAGCAGUAAAGAGGGGGUGGGCUUACAGCGGUGCUUUGCGGAAUCUUCCAUCCUCCGCCUGCUGACUGUUCACAGCAGAAAGGAGACUGAGAAACUGGAGACAGGGAGACAGAGGCGAUGGCAGCCGGCGGAGGAUGCGGGGAGACCGUGGACCAGUACCGAGCGGAGGUGGAGCGGCUCACCCAGGAACUUGCGGAGGCUAACCGGGAAAAAAUCCGGGCUGCAGAAUGCGGUCUUGUUGUUCUGGAGGAGAAUCAGACUCUAAAACAGCAGUAUGCCGAUCUGGAAUCGGAACAGGAGACCCUAAAGCAGGAGUUGGAGCAAUUACAGGAGGCGUUCGGCCAGGCCUACUCAGCCCAGCGGAAGGUGGCGGAGGACGGGGAGACCAACGAGGAGAGCCUGCUGCAGGAGUCGGCCUCCAAGGAGGCGUACUACAUGGGCCGCCUGCUGGAGCUGCAGGCGGAGGUCAAGAUCAGCCGCUCCGUGGCGUCCAACUGCCAGGCGGAGAACGAACGCCUAGCCGCCCUCGUGCAGGAGCUACGAGAGAGCACAGAGGCCCUGGAGCUGCAGAGGACCAGGAUGAGGGAGGAGGUCAGGGAGUACAAGUUCAGAGAGACACGGCUGCUGCAGGACUACACUGAGCUGGAGGAGGAGAACAUCACCCUGCAGAAACUGGUCUCCACCCUCAAGCAGAACCAGGUGGAGUACGAGGGGCUGAAGCAUGAGAUCAAGGUGCUGGAGGAGGAGACGGUUCUCCUGAACAGCCAACUGGAGGACGCGCUACGUUUGAAGGACAUCUCCGAAAGCCAAUUAGAGGAGGCCCUGGACGCGCUGAAGAGCGAGCGCGAGCAGAAGAACAGCCUGAGGAAGGAGCUGGCCAAUCACAUCAGCGUGAGCGACAGCGUGUACGGCGCCGGAGCCCACCUGGCUCUGGACGGCCUCAAGUUCCCAGACGACACCCCGACCAAUGGGACGGCAGGGCCCCUCGGCAACGGCAACAGCGAGGACAGCAACCGCUGUAACGGACACCUGCACGGAGGCACGGGAUUGGCUAAGAUGAACGGGGAGUUCCGCUCCUCCAGGAAGGGGGAGGGUCUGAAUCCAGUGUCUGAUCUCUUCAGCGAGCUCAACCUGUCAGAGAUGCAGAAGAUGAAACAACAGCUGCUGCAGGUGGAGCGAGAGAAGGCCGUGCUGCUGCUGAGCCUCCAGGAGUCCCAGACCCAGCUGCAGCACACGCAGGGCGCCCUGUCCGAACAGCACGAGCGCAUGCACCGCCUCACCCAGCACGUCAACGGACUGAGGCGUUGCCACGGCGACGACAAGAACGCCGACGAGCAGGAAAGCGAGAAGCCCGACGGCAGCCCCUCCCCCCCCGGUCGCCACGCCGACAACGAGGUGGUGGACAUGGACAUCCACGGGUUCGAGAUCCUGGAGUGUAAGUACAAGGUGGCGGUUACCGAGGUGAUCGAUUUGAAGGCGGAGCUAAAGGCCCUGAAGGAGAAGUACAACCAGUGCGUGGAGGGCCAGGGGGAGGAGCUAAGCGGACGAGAGGGGUGCGUCCAGGCGCUGAACGAGCAGGUGAUUCGCCUGGAGCGAAGCUCCCGCGAAGGCCGCGAGAAGCUGACGUCCCUGGAGGCGGAGCUGACGUCCCUGGAGGCGGAGCUUCGGGCGGCGACGGGCAUGGCCGGGGAGACCCAGGCCAUGCUGAACACGGCGCAGGACGAGCUGGUGACCUUCAGCGAGGAGCUGGCCCAGCUCUACCACCACGUCUGCCUCUGCAACAACGAGACGCCCAACCGCGUCAUGCUGGACUACUACCGCCAGAGCCGUGUGACCCGCAACGGCAGCCUGAAGGGCCCAGAGGACCCGCGCGCCCUCCUCUCCCCUCGCCUGGCCCGCCGCCUGGCCGCCGCCGCCGCCUCGCUCGAACCCCCGCGCAGCCCCCUGGACUCCCCCUCCCGGGACCCCCAGGGAGGGGACGCCUCCGCAGGGGGGCGGGAGUCCCCGGCCCCCGGUGCACUCACCCAGGGCAGCCCCACCCGGACCCCCAUGGGCUCCCCGGUCAUCAGCAUCUCUCCCUCCCCCUCCCCGGUGCCCGAGGCUGGGGGGGACCUCCGCAAGGAGCCCAUGAACAUCUACAACCUGAACGCCAUCAUCCGGGAUCAGAUCAAGCACCUCCAGCGGGUUGUGGACCGCUCCCUGCAGCUGUCCCGGCAGAGGGCCGCGGCCAGGGAGCUGGCCCCCAUGCUGGACAAGGACAAGGAGGCCUGCCUGGAGGAGAUCCUCAAGCUCAAGUCCCUGCUCAGCACCAAGAGGGAGCAGAUCGCCACCCUCAGGCUGGUCCUCAAGGCUAACAAGCAGACGGCGGAGGUGGCCCUAGCUAACCUGAAGAGCAAAUACGAGAACGAGAAGUCGAUGGUGACGGAGACCAUGAUGAAGCUGAGGAACGAGCUGAAGGCCCUGAAGGAGGACGCCGCCACCUUCUCCUCGCUGCGCGCCAUGUUCGCCACACGGUGUGAUGAGUAUGUGACCCAGCUGGAUGAGAUGCAGAGGCAGCUGGCCGCGGCCGAGGACGAGAAGAAGACCCUGAACUCGCUCCUCCGCAUGGCCAUCCAGCAGAAGCUGGCCCUGACCCAGCGCCUGGAGGACCUGGAGUUCGACCACGAGCUGACCUACCGCGGCCGCGGAGCCAAGGUGCCCAGGAUCAGGACCAGCCCGCCCAAAGUAAGUCGCCGGGCGGCAGUCACCGCCCCCCCCAGCCCCACCAUGGUCCACAGACCCUCCGGUAUCACCAUCACCCCCCAUUCCUUCCACCACACCACCCUGAGCAGCUCUCCUUCCCUGGAGCUCCCCCCUUCCCUGUCCCUGUCCCCAUCCCCCUGGUCGUCCCCAGACCCACCACCCCAGACCUCCACCCUGCCCCCCCUGGGGCACCCCGAUUGGUCCCUGGGCACCCAGACCUUCCUCAUAGACCCCCAUGCUCUCAGCCUGGAGUUCAGACGGCUCGUCCACACUCGAGACUCCACCCAGCGGUCGCCUAGCUCCGCCCCUGCAACCCCCUACCGGCGGAGUAGGUGAACACCCAACACACCCUCCGGGCCACCCCUUGCCCUUGUGCCUACAGUUCCCAGAAUCCCCCAGCCGGGCUGAGAGGAUUGGUAAAGACACUGAGAGGAAGACAGACUGGUUUCCACUCUCUCACAUCCUGUGACUAUCUUCUCAGGGACAUGAUAUGAUGAGGGGCCCGAUGAGAAAAAAAGAUAGUUUGUGACUCAGUUUGGUAGGAUACUUCAGAUGAUGUGUUCUUGCUCUGUAUAGUUACAUUAUAACAAGUGAAUGUGGAUACAAAACCCAGGCGAUCCAAAGUUUUACAGAUAGAUACACCGACGGAUAAAUUGCAUUUUAGAAACAGUUUGAUGGAAAUCAUUUGAAGGCGAUCUUUCUCUCCUUUUUCUGUUAUUUGACACCAUGCAGUGUGGUUGUAUAGGAUUUCCCCCUGUAGCUAUUUGGCUCAGAAAAGCCUGAAAGAUUUCAGAGUGGGAGCUGAGUGCUCUGCUAAGUGUCUCACAUCAUCGUUCUCAUCUCGCCUCCUCUGGUAACCAUCAUUUCACACCCACGAUCAACAGUCAGGCCAUCGAUUUCCCCUGUUUUUCUUCAUUGCAUGUGUUAAUCAUUCACUUGGUGUCAUGAAAAUGAGCUUGUAGCUGACUUACUAGCCUGGCUGUGUCCACCCUUACUCAGCCUGGGAGGACUGUUGUGAUGUGGUAUUCAUUUACCGACAGCGCCACCUGGUGGCCGAGUCCUAGAAGUACAGCCAACCGUCAACUCCCUCCAAAUCAUCAUAAACAGUAUGAAUGUACGGCAAAAUUGCUCAUUUAAAGUUUGUAUUGAUAAACCCUGUAGAAACCUCUGUAGAAAUCAUUACAGUUCGUAGAAACCUUGAAGUUUCUUUUUUUUUCUUGUGUUACGAUAUCAUUGUUAAGGCAUGCUGUGGUAUUUCCAAUUGUUCCACCUCCUGCUGCGGAGCAAAAAGCAUUUGACAGGCGAAUCCUUCUCUGGGUUUGAUUAGCCAGGUCUGUAGGGAGAGCGCUCCACCCCAGAGCAGCGUGGAAACCAGUGUGCCUCCUCUCCGCGUCCAGAUUGUCUACACUGCAGCCAGGUUGUUGAGAAGAUACAGGCAUGUUGUGAUGGAUAUUUCUUAGGAUAUUCCAAGCAUGUUCUAGUGUUGUGAGAUCCGAUCAACCGCUGUGUAGCUGCAGUGUAAGGCACCUGGAAUGACCUCAGUGGCCCCUGACAACUCUCCUGGGAAACCCCAACUAGCCCUGGCCUAACUGGAUGUCACAGGCCCUUAGAUAGUCGCCCCCCCCCCCCCACCCCUCCCUCACCCCUCCUCUCCCCCACACCCUCCUGCCUGCAGGUGUCUCAUCCUCCAUGUCCGGCACUGGUACGAGAGGCUGUCCUGUCAAAUGCUGUUUGUGCCUUUCCCUUCCUCUGACAAUCAGAAUACAAGCAUGCCACGUUGUAUAUCUGAAGACAGCAUCCUUGUUUAUGCUCACUUAGAUUACCGUAAAGGCUCGUUCACACUGCCCAAACACACACCAACACGCACCAACAGACAGAAGUUGUUGGGUUGUGUCGGUUUGGUGCGAUGUGCCUGUUGGUGUUUGUUGGAGCUGUGUGAAAACGACAGUUAUCUUUCCAAACGUUCUAAACCCAACAGCCGACAGGAGAAUGGUUGGUGCUUGUUGUGGUUUGUUAGACAUUGUCGGUGCAGUGUGAACUGGCCCUUAAGUCCCAAUGUUGGUGACACACAUGGGAGCAGCACCAGCUCUCUGUUGAAGCGUCAUGGUGGACUGCGGACGAACGGUGUGGAUCCAUGCUGCUGGGUUUGUGGUUCAUGUACAGGCGUGUUCUGCUGUGUGUUAUAUCCAUGAUGUUUGUAUGUGUUUCUUUUGUGCAGCACAGACAAAUACAGUACUGGAUUUGAACGUGUGCGUAAACGCUUUGUCUUUUGUCUCCUGGUGUGUCCUUUUUGUGUGUGCCUGUAUUCUUGGUUGUGAGUUGUGUGUGUGUGUGUGUGUGAGUGUUUGGUUAUAAGAUAAGAU
Osmerus eperlanus (European smelt) is the source of this 5112-nucleotide messenger RNA. It is a transcript of the gene bicd1a, whose product is annotated as bicaudal D homolog 1a. Lineage: Eukaryota; Metazoa; Chordata; Actinopteri; Osmeriformes; Osmeridae. The coding region runs from base 125 to 3085 and encodes 986 amino acids. Gene Ontology annotation, biological process: positive regulation of receptor-mediated endocytosis. Gene Ontology annotation, molecular function: dynein complex binding; dynein intermediate chain binding; cytoskeletal adaptor activity. The transcript is spliced from 7 exons. The record is from RefSeq and is a predicted model, not a curated record.